This is a messenger RNA of Fonsecaea nubica, 384 nucleotides long. RefSeq lists its product as hypothetical. Bases 1 to 384 code for a protein of 127 amino acids. The record is from RefSeq and is a predicted model, not a curated record. The transcript has a single exon. NCBI's taxonomy places the organism in Eukaryota, Fungi, Ascomycota, Eurotiomycetes, Chaetothyriales, Herpotrichiellaceae.
AUGGCUGUAACAUUCCGCACCCUGCACGCGCCUGUUCUGCUCGUCGCGACCUGCUUCACCUUUGGCGGCAUGAUACCCUUUUGGAACCCCCAUGGAGCCAUUCUCGAGUUCGGACUUCCUGAGCGCGUGGCCGUGUCAGAACCCGCCCAGGCGAGCUUCGUCAUCAGUGGAGCGCGUGUGUCGGCCCUAGGAAUGGCAAUCUGGGCAUUCUAUCUUCAAGGCAAGCUGGCGGCGGUGGACACCAUCCUGACGUUGCUCUUCUAUGUCGGCGCCGUUGAUGCCUACGUGUGCUGGCAACAGGGUGUGCCUAUGAGCGCCAUCUUCAGAGCGGUUUCGGGCAUUAUUAUAGGAGGCUGGGGAAUGCUAGGCUUGACCGCCCGGUAG